AUGUACGAACUUGUGUCGCUCGUCAACAAACGCGUUGAUCAACACAGCCAGAAAUCAUACACCAUAGUGAACAGCGGCUUCGACUCAACACCCGCGCCCGGCGGCAUGCCCUGCGAAGUCCUCCGCGUGAUGGAGCGCCUCGGCGGCGCGCAAACGACUGUAGACCGCGUCGACCUUGCGACCGGCAACGCGAUACCAUUCUACGUCCUCCACGCCAAUAAAGAAAACAAGACCGUCGCCGUGGUACACGCGGACCCCCGAGCGCAGGCAUCGGGCGAGGCGCUGGGAACGGCCAAGUACCACUCCCUCUCAUCAAAGAUUGAUGUCGUUCUCCGCGGGGUGCCGUUCAAGAUGAGGACCAACUCGAUGGGCACCUCGCACAGCUUCGACCACCACGGGCUGAGCUACAGCUGGGGCGUCUCGAACACGAGCAUGUCGACGAGCACGCUGUACUUCAAGGACGCCGGGGGCAACUUGCUGGCGAGGUGGACGAAGUACCCCAAUGGCAGGAUGUGCGGGCUGAGCGGCGAAUCGACGCCGACAUUUGAGGUGUUUGUGCCGCCGCAGAGCAUCGACAUGGACAUGCUGAUUGUGACGGGUCUGGCGUCGAUCGAGUACUGGAUCAAGUAUAAGAAGGACUCGUACGAGGCGUUGGGAGAGGCGUUGGGUGCCAUUUGA
Colletotrichum spaethianum is the source of this 678-nucleotide messenger RNA. RefSeq lists its product as uncharacterized. The transcript has a single exon. NCBI's taxonomy places the organism in Eukaryota, Fungi, Ascomycota, Sordariomycetes, Glomerellales, Glomerellaceae. The record is from RefSeq and is a predicted model, not a curated record. The coding region runs from base 1 to 678 and encodes 225 amino acids.